This is a messenger RNA of Salarias fasciatus (jewelled blenny), 2285 nucleotides long. It is a transcript of the gene rabep2, whose product is annotated as rabaptin, RAB GTPase binding effector protein 2. The transcript has 12 exons. Gene Ontology annotation, cellular component: intracellular membrane-bounded organelle. The record is from RefSeq and is a predicted model, not a curated record. Lineage: Eukaryota; Metazoa; Chordata; Actinopteri; Blenniiformes; Blenniidae. Gene Ontology annotation, molecular function: GTPase activator activity; growth factor activity. Gene Ontology annotation, biological process: endocytosis. The coding region runs from base 78 to 1478 and encodes 466 amino acids.
ACGCGUUUUUCUGCUUUUUGUUAGUUUUUUUUUCUUCCUCCUGUCUUCCACGUCUUUACUGACGUGCCGGUGACCUGAUGGAGACGUCCGGAGAGAAGACCGAGGAUCGAGACGCCAGCCUGCAGGCCCAGCUAGCCGAUUGCCGAGCUCAGGUGGAACACUGGCAGGGUGUGGCGACGAUCUGCGAGCUGAGCAAACAGGAGGAACUGGCAGAGCUGCAAAAACAAUGUGAUCAAGAGAUUCAGUCGCUCCAGGAGGCUCUCAGAGAGACGGCGGCGCAGUAUGAGGCCAGAAUAGCCGUCCUGCAGUCUCAGUCUCUGGAGUUCCGCAGGGCAAGUGGACAGAGCACGAUCAGUGGAAGGAAGAGCAGGAUGGAUCCGGAGGCCUCCUCCAGCGAAUCCCCGGCCUCCAAAGCCAACAGCCUGACGGAAGGCGAGGCGACGGAGAGAACGCUGGAAGCGGUGCCCGAGACGGAAGGAGCCUCGCCGCCCACAGAGGGCUAUUUCUCACUGAGGAACUGUGACUCAGCCUCGCUGUCCUCCUUCUCCCUGGACACCCCGUCUCUGCCCAGGAGGCUCCACGCUCAGGAAGACACCGACUCCCUGGUCUCCACGGGAACGCUGGUGCCCGAAGCCAUUUACCUGCCGCCGGCCGGACACCGCCUGGUCACACACCACGACUGGGAUGCGCUCAACGCCCAGCUGUCGGAGCUGCGAGGCGAGGCGAGUCGGCUGCAGGCGGAGAAGGAGGAGCUGGAGAAGGAGCUGGACGCACAGACCAACCAAACACACAAACAGGUGUCCAUGCUGCAGGCGCAGGUCCAGUCCUCGGAGGCACUCCUUCAAGAUUUACAGAAAUCUUUCAGUCAGUCGCAGAACGCAGUGCAGAGCCGGCUGGCCGAGCUGUCCAUGUCCCAGAGGAAGGUGUGCAGCGAGCUCUCCAGGCUGAAAGGAGAGGAGGUCGAGGACGAUGUUCCAGAUGCCAACACGUCGCUGUCGUCACCUCUGCAUGGGCCGCACUGCGAGGAACGUCUUCGCAUCGAGAUCGUCAACCUGCAGGAGCAGCUGGAUGUGAAGACCGAGGAGAACGAAGUGUUAGAAGUGCAGUUUUCCAGUUUGAAGACCGAGACGGAGAGGAUCCAGGCGCAGAGGGACGAGGUCCAGGCUGAACUGCUGGCCUGCCGCACCGAACUGGAAGGCCUGCGGGUGGCGCUGUCACAUCUUCAGGGCACCAACAAGUCCCUCAGCGGAGAUAAGGCGGCGCUGCAGCAGCAGUGCCUGGAGCUGCGGAGUCAGGUGAUCAGCCUGCGCUCUCAGGUGGACACCAGCCAGACUGUACAGAGGGACUUUGUCCAGCUCUCCCAGUCCCUUCAGGUGAAGCUGGAGGUGAUCCGACAGGCCGAGACUCUGGAGCAAGUCAAGAAAAUCCUGGAAGGCGAAGUCGGUGAAGCUGCUUCUCUGCCUGCAGACAUUUCUUGAGUUUUUUUUUUUUUUUUUUUUAAAGAAAUUUGAACCAAAGAACACGGACCAAGAGUAAACAUCUCCAGAGUGACUAAACGAGGUCAGCUAACCACGACCAUGAGAAACACGGGCGCCGCGGUGACCAGCAGUGACCCCCCCGGAACGACCACGGCUGGUGCUGCCCGCACUUUUUAUUGUGGAAAUACUCCUGAAAAAGAUAUUUUGUUUACUGUUAAGUGGACCUGAAACGGUUUCUCAGUGACCAAAGCUGUGAUGAAGGACUUUUAACGCUUCACAUGUAGAAACACAUUUAUUCACCUGUUAAUAGAAAAUAUAUGAACAUAUCAUGUUUACACGACCUGACGCCUCCAGCGAAACACUGACUGUCCAACACUGUGUGAAGAAGAUAAAGCACUAAAAAAACACAGCGCAACAAUGAAGUGAUGCAAACUACAGGCUUUCCUGAAUCAACCACAUUAAGAUAAGUUAUUUUUUAUCAGAGAUAUAUAACUUGUUUUUUUUUUAUCUGACAUUAACAUUCCAGCAUUUUCUGUUUUUAGUUCAGAUAGAACGACUUCCAGACUCAGGCGACUUUAUCACCAAGAAUGAAGAAAAGUGAAAAACAUUAACAAUAUAUGAUUGUUUUAUGUUAAUGCACACUAUGGACUAACUACAGGUGAUAAGACACUGCCAUGUUUGUGUAUUUUUUUUUUUUUUAAAGUUUAAUGUGCAGGAAUGACUGAUCCUAUGUGAACUCUCCAUAUUCUAGAGGCGAAUGAACAAGGACAUAAUAUUCAUACUGCUAACUACAAAUAAAGAAUCCCU